AUGGCAUCGAUAAAUAACACGAUCAGCAACAUUUGUUCGAGAAAUAUAAUCCAAGAACCAAUGCAGCACACGGAUUCAAUGGCCGAAUACGAUGAAAUGCAAUUCGUCAGUAGAUAUUCAACAGCUGUUUCCCGGCUUCACGAAAUUAUGAGUGUAUAUGAUAAAUCAAUACAAUAUGAUAUGAUUUCAAAAACGGGUUCAUCUCCGAACAGUUUCUUCGAGUAUAAAGCCAUAUGUGGAAAUAUCGAAACUUACGGAUACGGAUCCUCAAGUUAUGAAGCAACAAACGACGCAGCGAAUAAAUUUUUGGAUAAGCUGGCGUCUAUCUCUAACCUAGAUGAAUAUUUUCUGAAUUCAACAAAGUUAUCAUGUCUAGAGAGUAAUGUUACAUUAGCACAAUCCAACAAUUACAUUGGCAUGGGGAGAAGCAAACAAAUCGCAAAAAAUCAAGCCGCAUAUUUGACGUAUGACAAAAUUAAUUUAAAUCAAAAUAAAACCAAUAAGUCUAUCACGUCGAAUGCUAGAAGCGAAAAAACGAUAGAUUUCGUACAAGAUUUUACAAAAAAAGAAACCGAAAACGAAGCAGUAAACAUAGCUAUGAACCAAAUCUAUCAUGUCGAUAGCAACGAACCCACAAUGUUUACCAACUACAUUGGUAAACUACAAGAGAUGUGCUUAGCUAAUGGUUAUGAGGUGCCAAAAUAUGAAUACCACCAAGAAAAUUACAAUGAAAACGAGAAGUAUUUGUAUUGUAUUGUAUGUUCCGCUGGACCCUAUAAAUCCAAGGGCGUUGGGAUAACCAAGAGAAUCGCCAAAAACCAAGCCGCUUAUUUAGUGUAUAUUCAAAUCAGUAUGAAUCGAAAUGAAAUCAAUGAAACUUACACGUCAAAUGCCAAGAGUAAUGAAACGGCAUAUUUUUCAUUCGAUUUUUCAAAAAAUGAAGCCGGAAAUGACACCACAAACAUGGUUUUGGACAAAAACUACCAUAUAAACCAAAACGAAACCAACGAAACCAAAACGUUUACCAAUUACAUCGGUAAACUACAAGAGUUAUGCGUAGCUCUUGAUUGGGAGCUACCAUAUUAUGAAUACCACCAAGAAAUUAAAAAUAAAAAGUAUUUGUAUUCAGUGAUAUGUUUCGCUGGACCCUACCAAUCCACGGGCAUAGGUAAUGUCAAGCAAAUUGCAAAAAAACAAGCUGCUAAAUUAGUGUUUAACCAAAUUCAUUGGAAUCAACAGGAAAUCUCUAUGCCUCGUGAAAAUUUCACACAAGAAAUAGCUGAUAAAUGCUCUAACCAGUUACUAUGGUCUAAAACAGAAUGUGUGCAAAAACUAAAAAAAUGCAAUUCAUUGGAUGAACUUAAUAUGAGUCCUUUUAAAUUUUUGAAAAAACUUGCAAAUGAAGAAAACUUUGGUACCAGAUACAUACCAUAUCAAAUGGAUUGUUGUAAACUUGAGAUGUCUUUGGAAAUAACAAGACUAACAAUUAAACCUGACUUGAUCUGCUUAAGUACUGGAAGAACCAUUGAAGAGGCUCAAAAUGCAGCUGCCAAAUGUGCAUUAAAGUACAUCAAACGUUUCAUCAUUUAA
Molecule: messenger RNA, 1590 nt
Organism: Rhopalosiphum padi (bird cherry-oat aphid)
Lineage: Eukaryota; Metazoa; Arthropoda; Insecta; Hemiptera; Aphididae
Product: RISC-loading complex subunit TARBP2-like
Exons: 3
Coding region: 1-1590 (529 amino acids)
Source: RefSeq, a predicted model, not a curated record